Molecule: messenger RNA, 1464 nt
Organism: Penicillium argentinense
Lineage: Eukaryota; Fungi; Ascomycota; Eurotiomycetes; Eurotiales; Aspergillaceae
Product: WD repeat protein
Exons: 2
Coding region: 1-1464 (487 amino acids)
Biological process (GO): protein polyubiquitination; transcription-coupled nucleotide-excision repair; proteasome-mediated ubiquitin-dependent protein catabolic process
Cellular component (GO): Cul4A-RING E3 ubiquitin ligase complex; nucleotide-excision repair complex
Molecular function (GO): protein binding
Source: RefSeq, a predicted model, not a curated record
AUGAAUUCCUACCUACUCAACAGGGCCCUCGGGUCUGUCGCGCCGCAAGUGUUUCAUGUCGCGCAGACCGAGCGGUUGGUUCACAGUCUGGAGCCGGCGCCGGGGAUCCGCUUCUCCAGUCGCAGAGCCGCACCGUCCGAUCGGCUUCGAGAUGACACAACCUCGACCCCGAAUAACUCAGCUGGUGAAGAUUUCGCGCACAAGUCAGGCGUGACUUGCCUGGCGAUCGAUCAGUUCGAGGGGCGGUAUAUGGUCUCUGGGGGCGCCGACCCCUCCAUUCGCUUAUGGGAUCUCGAGAACAGAGGCUCGGAGCCUGAACAUAUCUACCGAGCCUGUGCGUCCGUCAGCAAACCCUCUCACAGUAACGCACACACACACGCUAUCACCUCCCUUUCCAUCUACCCAUUCGACCCGAUCCCGUCCACCAUCUUCUCGACCUCGCAUGACCGGACAUUGAAAUGGUCCGCAUUACACUCGCCUGAUAUUCCUCCGAUACAUACGUUCAAUCUCGACUGCACACCGUACGCGCAUUCGUUUUCGACUGUGCCGUCAUCUUUACUGCUAGUGGCAGUUGCGACAUCAGAACGAUCCGUCCGAUUGGUAGACUUGCGGUCAGGAUUGGCAACACAUGGACUACCGGGACAUAAUGGGGCCGUGCUCUCGGUGGAAUGGGCACCACACAACCCCUACCUGCUCGCAUCGGGAUCGGUGGACAACAGGGUCAUCAUGUUUGAUGUCCGAAAGGGUGGGCAUAACUCGGCGAUCGCAACAUUUGACAUGGAUGACCCGGUCGGACUAGUGCCUCCGGGAGCUGGCCAGGUCCCAGCAUCCUACCAACCACGUCCAGCCUUUUCACCGGUUUCCCGUGCACACAAUGGUCCUGUGACGGGUGUGCGAUGGACUUCAGAUAGCAAAUACAUUGUCACUACAGGACAAGACUCCCGGAUCCGAGUAUGGGAUACUGCAAGUGGUGCUAACACUCUGGUUCAUUUUGGCCCGCGGGUCAGAAACAGCACUUCAUCCCAUCUGGCAGAGCGGGCGCCGUUGAUUGUACCCAAGCAGAUCAUGACUACUGGCCAUGAGACUCUUCUCUGGCCGAACUUCAAUGACCAGGAUGACCGGGGCGAGAUUCUGAUGCUCGAGCUUCGCGAGGGAACAUUCGUCAAGCGCCUUCGAGUACCAGGAGUAGCGACUACCUCCCGGGCUCGUGGUCUAUCAACUGCACUCAGCGCCGCUCGUAUCAACGAUCUAGCCUGGCGUGGAAACGGCGCUACGGGCGCAGGCAUUGAGCUUUUCUCCGCCCAUGGCGACGGUACCAUUCGAACCUGGGCUUCCCAUGAUCCUGACGCUGAGCCCGACGAAGAGGAAGAAGCCGCAGAGGCCAGUCGAAAGAGGAAACGAGAUGUCCUUGAAGAUAUCUAUAAGGGAUUUGUAGGAGCUGAAACAGGAAUAUCGUAUACCUGA